GCUCCCGCGCCUUGCGUUUCCAGCCGGAGCUUUUAGGCGGCGCGCGGCGCGGGGCGCGGGGGCCGCCAUGUCGCGGCUGCACCGGAGCAGGAUCGCCGACUUCCAGGAGGUGCUGGGCGAGCCCACGGUGGCGCUGGGCAAGCUGCGCGACCUCUGCUUCAGCGGAAUCCCCUUUGACGGCGGGCUGCGCUGCCUGUGCUGGAAGAUUCUCCUGAACUACCUCCCUUUAGAGAAAGCCUUAUGGAGCUCUUUGCUGAAGAAGCAGAGGGAUCUGUAUUCUCAGUUUCUGAAGGAAAUGAUUAUCCAACCUGGGAUUGCCAAAGCCAAUUUGGGUGUUUCCAGGGAAGAUGUGACCUUAGAAGAUCAUCCUCUCAAUCCAAACCCAGACAGUCGAUGGAAUACCUACUUCAAGGAUAAUGAAGUGCUUCUCCAGAUCGACAAAGAUGUCAGGAGGCUGUACCCGGACAUGGCAUUCUUCCAGCGUCCGACUGACUACCCCUGCCUCUUAAUCCUGGACCCUCAGAAUGAGUUUGAGACGCUGCGCAAGCGSGUAGAGCAGACCACACUCAAGUCACAGACGGUGGCACGAAACCGCAGUGGGGUUACAAAUGUGAGCUCCCCUCUUAAAACACCUCCUAACUCUCUGAGCGAGUAUGAAGUUCUGCCCAAUGGCUGUGAAGCUCACUGGGAAGUGGUGGAGCGAAUCCUCUUCAUCUAUGCCAAGCUGAACCCCGGGAUAGCGUACGUGCAGGGGAUGAAUGAAAUAGUGGGGCCUCUUUACUACACCUUUGCUACAGACCCUAACAGCGAGUGGAAAGAGCACGCAGAAGCAGAUACAUUUUUCUGCUUUACCAACCUAAUGGCUGAGAUUCGGGACAACUUCAUUAAGAGCUUGGAUGAUUCUCAGUGUGGCAUUACCUACAAGAUGGAGAAGGUCUAUUCCACCCUGAAGGAGAAGGAUGUGGAGCUGUAUUUGAAACUGCAAGAACAGAACAUCAAACCUCAGUUCUUUGCCUUCCGCUGGCUGACACUGCUCUUGUCCCAAGAGUUCCUGCUGCCGGACGUCAUCCGUAUCUGGGACUCCCUCUUUGCUGAUGACAAGCGUUUUGAUUUCCUUCUGCUCGUCUGUUGUGCCAUGUUGACACUAAUUCGGGAUCAGUUGCUGGAAGGAGACUUCACUCUGAACAUGAGGCUGCUACAGGAUUACCCUAUCUCUGAUGUUCACCUGAUUUUAAAGAAGGCAAAGGAACUUCAGGAUUCCAAAUAGUCCGUGAGCCUGGCAAAAAAGUGUCAGAGAAACUGCAUGGCAGUGGAUCCUAGGAGAUGUCCUUGUACAGUAUGGUGCACUAAAACUCCUAGAGAUCUCUGCAGGACUUCAAGUUUUGUGUUUUGGCAACUGGCCACCUUGAAGAUUUUCUUCUACUCUAUUUAUUAGGUCAAGGACUGAAUACUUCCCCAUCUACUUGGGUCCUGCACUCCAUAUUUUUCAAAUCUUAAACACCUCCAUACUGCCAAAAGCAGUUCUUUGUAUCUUUUUUUAAUGACUUUAAGUCUGGGGAGAAAGAAACCAUCUAUCUGCAUAUCCCUCAAGUCCUGUGGGAUGAAGUCCUUCUGCAUUAAGGAAGUCUGCUCGCGCGGAGUAACUUCCAAUGAGGAAGGGACAAGUUGGAUCCAGUGAAGUUGGUGGGUGAGUAGAGAAGGGUCUUUCUCCUGUAAAUAGAAUGUAUCCCACCGAAGUCGCUCAUUCUGCCGUUCACGGGGCUUCUGGAUUCUUCUCCUUCAUGUCUGCCAUCAUGGGGAUGUGUGGAAAGGAGGACUGCAUCAGCUUGUGGUGUGUGUCACCCAACAUCCAGCUGCUUGGACUGCCGCGUGGGAGAGAGACUGGGAGAAGCCGAGAUGGUCGGACACAGCUACAGGCGGCCGCUUCGCGCGCGCAAGUUGCCCGAAUCCAGAUUCGCCUUAUCAACAAGGUCUCCUCGAAAGAUAGACUAUGGUGGUUUUAAUCAACGAGGGAGGUGUAGUCUAAGUCAAGCCUUAUUACGCACAGCCUUAGAGCAGGCAGUUGUUGCUGAAGGGAGGCCGAUACCUCUAGCAGCCUGAUCAGCAGCAGUACUGAUUUCUGAGCUCUGAACUGAAGGAUAUCCAGCUACAAUCAGGAUUCUGAAACACAAGAAAUGGGUAUCUAGUACAUGCUGUGAAGACAGCUGGGUUUAGGGGCUUAUAUUGGCAUGGCUUUGGGGUUUUCUGCCUCAGUGACUUGCAUAAUAUUGCCCUAUAUAAGCUGUGGUCACGGUAACCUUGAAAUUGUCUAACAACAAUUCUUGUCGGGAAGGGUGUUUUGCUUUUAGGUCAGACCUGUACCAUGUCUUUUCCUGGUGUAACCCAGUGGGGAUACAAGCAUUUCGGUCAUUAGCUGACCCUUGGGAAUGGUCCAGUUCUCUGUGUGCCAGCCCUAUGGGAGUCACUGUCCUGAAUUGGAGGUUUGUCCCUUUUGAGAGGGAAACCUUURCAUUUCAAAUACAGUGGAUCAGGCUGAGGUGAAAGAAACGUUGACCUGCAGGAAUGUCAAGUUAAUCAGAACCAUAAUCCUCCUCACUGGGAGGAACUGGAGCACCCAAGUGCUCUGACUGCAAAAGCUCUUGAACACUAAUCCAGCAUGCUUUAUUCUUUCCAUGCUGUGCUGGCUCACCUCUGCAUAGCUGUUUGACACUGCACUUUUCUGUAUUUAUGGGUACUGAUUUGUUAAAGGGUGGUCUUUUACUUUCUAAGAUCUGCUAAUACUGCUGAUGAGCUGAAAAGGCCCUAGCAAGGGGUGUAGUCAGCUUUUGUACUAGUGGUCUUUCCGUCACCUGAGGCCAGUUCAUUGUAAGCUACUGUAAUUUUCACAAGAAUGGGUGAGGAGACCAGAGGACAGGUUGAAACACAUUUUUACAUUCUUUUUGGCAAUCUCAAGCAGUUGUUUUUUGGGUUUUUUUUCUGCCUCUUCAAAUGAUGCUUUAGUGACGCAGAUGCAGCCAGGUGUUGCUGCUGUGGUAGAACAAGAGCAACUGAAGGUUUAAGCAAUCUGAAACUAAUGCCUAUGGCUAAUUGUGUCCCUCUGURGUGGAACUCUUUGCAGAGGGUAGAUUGUUUUUGUCCUCCAAGAAAUAUAGAACCAAUAGAACAGGACAGCUGCGUGAUGGAGCAUYCUGCCUACUCUAACCACUGGAUAGAUGCUCUUCCUGCCCCCUGUCACUGAGCUAUUCCAGCUGGUCUCAUGGUCUCAGCCCUUAGUUGCACUGGAGAGGCUGAGAGUGGGACUUUGCGUGAUUAAACAGCCAGCUGGUAGGUACAGAUGUAAGAACUGGA
Molecule: messenger RNA, 3348 nt
Organism: Nothoprocta perdicaria
Lineage: Eukaryota; Metazoa; Chordata; Aves; Tinamiformes; Tinamidae
Gene: TBC1D13
Product: TBC1 domain family member 13
Exons: 12
Coding region: 68-1267 (399 amino acids)
Biological process (GO): intracellular protein transport; activation of GTPase activity
Molecular function (GO): GTPase activator activity
Source: RefSeq, a predicted model, not a curated record